Messenger RNA from Penicillium argentinense, 1620 nucleotides. Its product is annotated as putative general amidase. The record is from RefSeq and is a predicted model, not a curated record. The transcript has 6 exons. Bases 1 to 1620 code for a protein of 539 amino acids. NCBI's taxonomy places the organism in Eukaryota, Fungi, Ascomycota, Eurotiomycetes, Eurotiales, Aspergillaceae.
AUGACACUCGAAUCCUGGGAAAAACUGGUUCAGCAGAAGCAGGCCAAAGCUGCGGACUUGAUUCCCAAGGCCUGGCGUCUUUCUGCGGAGUAUACCAACAUCUCCGAAACGGCCAGCACCAAUGUACUCGACGUGCCCCGCCGCUGUGGAAUCCUGUCCGCAAAGCAGUUGGAGAUUACCGAGAAGUACGACGCGACGGCUUUGCUCGAGAAGAUCCAUAGCAAGGAGCUGUCUGCUUAUGAAGUCACUGAGGCCUUCUGUGCUCGAGCGGCGAUCGCGCAGCAAGUGACACACUGCCUCACCGAGACCUUCUUCAAUAGAGCUAUGGAGCAAGCGAAGAAGUUGGAUGAACAUCUCCUCCAGACGGGCAAGCCAGUCGGUCCCCUGCACGGCUUGCCAAUCAGUUUCAAGGACUGCUUUAAUAUCGAAGGUGUCUGCUCCACUAUUGGAUUUGCCUCCUUCCUCAGAAACAAGCCUGUCAACUCGAACUCGGCGGUUGUGGAAAUCAUCGUGAGCCUCGGCGGUAUCCCCUACGUCAAGACCAAUAUCCCUCAAACCAUGAUGGCUGCGGACUCUCACAAUUACAUCUUCGGACGGACGCUAAAUCCCCAUCGAUCGAACCUCAACGCAGGAGGGUCAUCUGGCGGAGAAGGAGCGCUAAUCGCCAUGCGAGGCUCGGUCUUGGGCGUCGGAACAGACAUUGCUGGGUCAAUUCGGAUCCCUGCCAUCUGCAAUGGCACCUUUGCUUUACGCCCGUCGGCUGAUAGGAUCCCAUACGGAGGCCAGACGAGUCCCGGUCGCAAAGGCAUGUUGGGAAUUAGAGCAUGCGCCGGUCCUCUGGCAACCUCGGCUCGCGACCUGGAGCUACUGAUGCGUGUUGUGACAAACCACGACCCAUGGGCGUAUGACUCAACGGCAAUCUUCUCACCGUGGCGCGAGGUAACUCCCAAGGCAAAACUUCGAUUCGGUCUCAUUCAAGAGGAUCCUCAUUUCCCGCUCCAUCCACCUGUCUUGCGCACCCUGAAUGAAGCUGCGGAAAAGCUGAAAUUUGCCGGGCAUGAGAUCGUUCCUCUGGAAACACCCUCCAUCAAGGAUGCCUGUGCCCUAGCAUUCCGUAUGUUCGCAAUGGAUCCGGCGGGAACAGCUUUCAAGCAUAUUGCUGCGAGUGGUGAGCCGACUAUCCCGGCUCUGAAAUCGACCUCGUUGCCGCAUGAGUAUAUGCAGUAUGAAUAUGCGCCUUUGACUCUCGAUGGGCUUUAUGAUCUAAAUCAGCAGCGGAAUCAAUUCAAGGAAGAGUUCCGUGAGCUUGUUGUCAAGUCGAGGGUGGAUGCAAUUAUCAUGCCUGGUUACCAGGGUACUGCCCAGCCGCAUGAUCUGUUCGGAUUUGUUCCGUACACUGUACUGUGGAAUGUCAUGGAUUAUCCCGCUGCAAUUGUCCCGUACAGCAAGGCCGACAAGGCUGCCGAUGCAUCCUUCGUUCGCGACGUGGUUUACAGACCCCCAUACGAUGCAAAUGCGGUCGAAGGCGCCCCAUGCUGCGUGCAAGUCGUUGGUAGACACAUGCGUGAAGAGGAGUUGGUCAAGGCAAGCGCAGUCGUUGCUCAAGUCCUUGCCGAAUAG